CUCUCUGCUGUCAUUCACAGUGUUGCCUCAGCACACAGUACGCCGACAGACUGCAAGACCGAGAGAAGAAUUAUGCAGAAAGAUAAUAUUCUCUGACCCAGCAUGCUGUUCAGCAACACUGAAUUUACUGGAAACACAACCAAUACUGUGUGGCAUCUGGGUCUACUUCAACUGAAGUCAUUUUGAAGAGUACAAGUCACUGAAGGAAUGGCCUUAUGUCUGAAAAUCUUGGUCGUCUUUGCCCUUGUGGUGACUGUGUUUAUUUUGGAAACAAGGAACCGUAACUUUCAGUUUUACUUUCCUGCCCUGGAUUAUCUGGUAGAGGAAGGAGAACACAUUCUUCCUCACAUACGGCAGGAAAGAAGUGUGCUUUCAGACUCUGAGAUUUACUCAGCAAACAUUUUAUUAAAUGCAUCGAGCGUGGGAACCUAUGAGCAGCUGCUGUCGACCCUGAACGCCACCAGUUAUCCUCUCCAGCUUGAUAACACCACAGAGAUCCGAGAUAUUACUGUUACAACAGUUUGUGUCUCCACUGAAACUGGUUUCCAGUGUGAGUGUGAAGAGCAGUUUGCUUGGCCGUACAGCUCCUGCAUCACAUAUGGAGCUUGUGAUUCCAUAUCCAGCGGCAUCUGCAAAUGCAUCUCGGCGAUCCCAGCUGACGGCUCUUCCUGUCAGCUGAUCUCUGAGCUGCUGGUUCAAACUGAAUAUGUGAUUGAUCUGGAGCUGAAUCUAACCGACAUCGCAACAGUGGACUUCCUCAGACGCCUCCUGAGCAAUGGCAGCAAUUUUCUAACCCUGAGUCCAACAGUGAAUGUCACACAGCUUGACCUCUCCACAGUCUGCUCUCCAAUCAGUGGUGAUUACCAGUGCAGAUGUGAGGAUCAAUAUCGUUUUCCAUGUGACCAGUGUGUAACAUAUGGAUCAUGUGACAACAUCACUGGUGACACAUGUGGAUGCAUCAGAGGCAUUCCUGCUGGUGGACAGUACUGCCAGGCUGAGGAUCAAUACAACUUUACUGCAUGUCCAAUCAUCACAACAACUCCACAACCAACAAGUCCACCAGUCUUCCAUCAGUACCUGCUUUCCAUUGAGCUGAACUCCACAGAUGUUACAGUUGUAGAAAAGCUGAGGAACAUCAACAACACCAUCAGCAUGAACAGGAACUUACGAAUCUCUGAUGUUAACAUUACUACAGUCUGCUCUCCAAUCAGUGGUGAUUACCAGUGCAGAUGUGAGGAUCAGUAUCGUUUUCCAUGUGACCAGUGUGUAACAUAUGGAUCAUGUGACAACAUCACUGGUGACACAUGUGGAUGCAUCAGAGGCAUUCCUGCUGGUGGACAGUACUGCCAGGCUGAGGAUCAAUACAACUUUACUGCAUGUCCAAUCAUCACAACAACUCCACAACCAACAAGUCCACCAGUCUUCCAUCAGUACCUGCUUUCCAUUGAGCUGAACUCCACAGAUGUUACAGUUGUAGAAAAGCUGAGGAACAUCAACAACACCAUCAGCAUGAACAGGAACUUACGAAUCUCUGAUGUUAACAUUACUACAGUCUGCUCUCCAAUCAGUGGUGAUUACCAGUGCAGAUGUGAGGAUCAAUAUCGUUUUCCAUGUGACCAGUGUGUAACAUAUGGAUCAUGUGACAACAUCAGUGGUGACACAUGUGGAUGCAUCAGAGGCAUUCCUGCUGGUGGACAGUACUGCCAGGCUGAGGAUCAAUACAACUUUACUGCAUGUCCAAUCAUCACAACAAAUCCACAACCAACAAGUCCACCAGUCUUCCAUCAGUACCUGCUUUCCAUUGAGCUGAACUCCACAGAUGUUACAGUUGUAGAAAAGCUGAGGAACAUCAACAACAACCAUCAGCAUGAACAGUAACUUACGAAUCUCUGAUGUUAACAUUACUACAGUCUGCUCUCCAAUCAGUGGUGAUUACCAGUGCAGAUGUGAGGAUCAAUAUCGUUUUCCAUGUGACCAGUGUGUAACAUAUGGAUCAUGUGACAACAUCACUGGUGACACAUGUGGAUGCAUCAGAGGCAUUCCUGCUGGUGGACAGUACUGCCAGGCUGAGGAUCAAUACAACUUUACUGCAUGUCCAAUCACAACAAAUCCACAACCAACAAGUCCACCAGUCUUCCAUCAGUACCUGCUUUCCAUUGAGCUGAACUCCACAGAUGUUACAGUUGUAGAAAAGCUGAGGAACAUCAACAACACCAUCAGCAUGAACAGGAAC
This is a messenger RNA of Xiphophorus couchianus (Monterrey platyfish), 2233 nucleotides long. RefSeq lists its product as uncharacterized. The transcript has 19 exons. Bases 208 to 1878 code for a protein of 556 amino acids. The record is from RefSeq and is a predicted model, not a curated record. Gene Ontology annotation, molecular function: G protein-coupled receptor activity. Lineage: Eukaryota; Metazoa; Chordata; Actinopteri; Cyprinodontiformes; Poeciliidae. Gene Ontology annotation, biological process: adenylate cyclase-activating G protein-coupled receptor signaling pathway.